AUGCAGAAGUUAUUGGAUGAGAUCAACCAAGUAAAAAAUGAUGUGGAAGUUUAUUUGAACACACAGAAAGAGACGUCAGAUGGAAAUCAAACUGAAAUCAGAAAUUUCAAUGAAAAUAUCAAUGAUCUUCGAACACGAAUGGAUGCUAUGGCAAGAGGAUCGGAUUCUAAUUGGCCAAUGGAAACAUUCGAUCAAGUAAAACGAGAUGCAUUGGAUACACUAUCGAAUCUUUCGAAAAGAUUACAUGAAUUCAAUCAACAUUUCGAAGAAACAGUUGAUGCACCAGUUAGUAAAGCAAACCGAGAAAAAUCUAUUCGUGGUUGUAGAUCGAAAACAAAAAAUGCAAAGGAUCUUAAGGAUGUUAGUGAAGUCAAAAGCAUAUGA
This is a messenger RNA of Adineta ricciae, 384 nucleotides long. The record is from the annotation of a GenBank genome assembly. NCBI's taxonomy places the organism in Eukaryota, Metazoa, Rotifera, Eurotatoria, Adinetida, Adinetidae.